Messenger RNA from Drosophila kikkawai, 808 nucleotides. The record is from RefSeq and is a predicted model, not a curated record. Lineage: Eukaryota; Metazoa; Arthropoda; Insecta; Diptera; Drosophilidae.
UAACAAAACUCACAUCACUACGUUAAACAAAGAUUUGGACGACAAUUUGGACGAAUUGGUGGCUUAGCUGUGAACGCCACGACGCACCCUCCCAUCCAGUGAUGCCUCCUGGUCAUCUCGGGGCAUCACCCAUUCUCCGGCGGACCGGAGUCUAUUCCAGGCGGUCUGGCGACCGACUCAUCUCCCCCAGGUUAACUUGUACAUGGCAGAGUCCGCGCCUCCCAGAUCCUCAACGUGGUCGCGACCCUAGCCAGAGAUGCGCUCGCGCCAAGGCUGCCGCCAAAGGAUCAAAAGAAGUGGCCAAGGAGAAAUGGCCAACGACACACCGGCCAACAAAUUACUUUACGUACCCCUUUCCUACCUCGGGUCCCUACUGGAGCUCCAAAAGAAACCACAAGGCACUUGUGUUGCACAAAUCCCGGACACAAGGCUCGAAUACGCGGAGAAAAAGGUACGGCGACAAGUGAGUUACAGAAUACAACAAAAACUAUUACUUAGAACGAAUAACUUAAAUAUUAUAAUUUUAUUUCCUCUAUAUUUCCGGCGACUGAGAACGAUGGCCAGAAUGGGGCAGACGAAGCCCAGGAUUGGUGACUAGCGGAAUUCGGCCAGGACUAGCAGCAAAAAAUGUAGGCCCUACAAGCGGCAUGAACAUUAGCCGACCACCUAGGUUAGGGCCGGCCGAAUUUUGCUCGGAACGGACUCACCGCUGUCUUCCAGUUGCCGCUGGGUACGCCGCACAGUAGCGCCUUUUCUCAUUUAGCGUUGCAAAAAUCAUAUCUUUUGAACCAAAUAAGGUAAUCGAAUA